CUAGGAGCGAUGAGCGAGGUUGUAGAGGGAUUUUUGUAUGUGUUUGUGAUCGUGCGAUGCACCGAUGAUGCAAUGCAAGUUCAUUAUCUUUAUCUUUCAAUUGCAUUGUCUUUUUUAGUGUUAUGUUAAUGUGACUGAGUGAUCUUUGUUUUUGUACAUUUAAUUUAAUAUUUAUUUUAUUUCGAAGCAGUACUUCUUGCAAUUUAUUCAAAAAAAUUCAGAGCGGUCUAUCAAUAAUAAUGUAAAAAUCUAAUAAAUGUAGGAUGAUUUAUUAAGUUAUUAAUAUGCUUUUAUGUUCAAAAAUCGUUAAAAGCAUGCUUUUUGUCUUAUUGACAUGAAUUUAUUUUAUAGUAGACGCAGAAAAUGUUUUUGGUUCAAGAUAUGUUUUUCUGUAGUCAUAGUUAUUAUUUUUUGGAGGUGGUUGAUUCAUAGAACUUCUAGGUUAGGCUUCUAUGAUAGAGUCCGAAAUCCGAGUAUUCAGCUUUCUUUUACAAAACUUUCUUGGACUCCUUCACGAGCAGUGAUAAAAUCUGUAUUCAGUGCUGUGGGUGGUCGAAUGCCCGAUGGAACAUUCUCCACUUCAAUAAAUUCGACGUUUGAGAAUCUGAUCAAAAUUGACGAAUCAAAAAUAGUAUAUGGCUUGGGUGAUGGUGGUGAAGCAGUCACACUCAAGGGUCGUGAAUUUCUCGAGGGAGAAGCGUCCUAUAAGAACAAAGCGUUCAAUUUAGUCAUUAGUAAUAAGAUACCGUUAAACCGCACAAUCAAAGAUGCCAGACAUCCAAUGUGCUCUUCUUUAUCAUACAGUAGUCAUCUUCCAUCAGCCAGUGUAAUCGUUGUGUUCUGUAAUGAGGCAUGGAGUGUCUUACUAAGGACUAUUGUUAGCGUUAUCUCUCAAACUCCUGAUGAACUGCUCAAAGAAAUUAUACUCAUAGAUGAUUUCAGCGAUCAUGAUGAACUCCAUGACAAAUUGGAUUAUUAUAUAAGAACAAGACUGCCAUCCAAAGUGAAAUUAUUUCGUCUGCCCAAACGACGAGGCCUGAUUAAGGCAAGGCUGGCUGGAGCGCAGGCUGCAACGGCCGAUGUAUUGGUUUUCCUAGACGCUCACUGCGAGGCUGGUAUACAUUGGUUAGAACCGUUGGUGCAACGAAUUAAGGAAGGAAAGAAUAAUGUUGUGGUACCCAUAAUAGAUGUCAUCGAUGACAAAACACUGGAGUAUCAGUACAACAAUGGAUCCUACGAAUUCCAAAUUGGUGGAUUCAACUGGAAUGGGCAUUAUACGUGGAUAGACGUUCCCAGCCGAGAGAUGGAUCGGAUUCAUCACUCCUAUACGUCUCCUGUAAGAUCACCAACAAUGGCGGGUGGCCUUUUCGCUAUUAACAGAGAGUAUUUCUGGGAGAUAGGCUCCUAUGACAAAGAAAUGGAUUUGUGGGGCGGCGAAAACCUCGAGAUGUCUUUCAGGGUCUGGCAAUGUGGAGGAAAUUUGGAAACUGUUCCUUGCUCAAGAGUUGGACACAUAUUUCGUACUUUUCAUCCUUACACAUUCCCAAACGACAAGGACUCGCACGGAAUCAAUACUGUACGAUUAGCUGAAGUUUGGAUGGAUGAAUAUAAGCGCUUAUUCUACUUGAACCGUCCUGAUCUCAAAGUUCAAGGGAACGAUAAUAUGUGCCUUGACAAUCUACAAAAAGAAGAAGAACAAGAUACCCCACUCGGCAUAUAUUCUUGUCAUUCGAUCAUUGUUGGCACUCAGCUAUUCUCACUAAGUCAUGAGGGUGAGCUAAGGCGAGAAUACGUGUGUGCAGAGAUAUUGGAUAAUAACAAAGUAAUGAUGUACAAGUGUCAUGGAGGAUUGAAUCAAAAGUGGACGGUUACGAGAUUUGGACAGCUAAAAAAUGACGAUUCGAAUCUGUGUUUGGACAGUGCUAAUUUGAUAAGUGGAGACACUCUGCGAGUGUCUCAAUGCCGUAGAGUGCCUUCUCAAUCAUGGAAAUGGGACAAUUACCUCGAAACAAUCAAUCUAAACGAGCAAUUAUAAUCAAAUGGAUGACACAAAUCUAAGCCAUAGUUGUACUUCGAUUAAAAAUUUGAUAUUGUACUUCAUAGUUUUUAACUAUACCAUGUUAUUUUUGAACAAAUAAACUGUAUUUUUUAUUUCUAAU
This is a messenger RNA of Nilaparvata lugens (brown planthopper), 2159 nucleotides long. It is a transcript of the gene Pgant1, whose product is annotated as polypeptide N-acetylgalactosaminyltransferase 1. The coding region runs from base 335 to 2035 and encodes 566 amino acids. Gene Ontology annotation, cellular component: Golgi apparatus. Lineage: Eukaryota; Metazoa; Arthropoda; Insecta; Hemiptera; Delphacidae. The transcript has 10 exons. The record is from RefSeq and is a predicted model, not a curated record.